Messenger RNA from Zymoseptoria tritici IPO323, 1720 nucleotides. RefSeq lists its product as uncharacterized. Lineage: Eukaryota; Fungi; Ascomycota; Dothideomycetes; Mycosphaerellales; Mycosphaerellaceae. The record is from RefSeq and is a predicted model, not a curated record. Gene Ontology annotation, molecular function: mRNA binding. Gene Ontology annotation, cellular component: cytosol. Gene Ontology annotation, biological process: mRNA splice site recognition. The transcript has 5 exons. The coding region runs from base 407 to 1720 and encodes 437 amino acids.
GCUCUUCCUCUUCCUCUUCCAGUUUCGCGCGCGGUUCUCUCAGCAGGCGUUUGUCCUUUGCGCUGUUACUGCCCAUCCUCUUCCUUCCAUCAACGCGCGCUCGUUGUUACUUGUAGCACUUCUGUCACACGGCGCUUCUCUAUAUCACAUCCCUACGCUCGAACGACGACCACGAUCAGUCUUUAGCGAGCUUCACGUGCGACUGCGAACUUCACGAGCCUCCGGCACAGCCUUCCUUCCUCUCGCUCUCACGAGUCACGGCCGGCACCAGCAUAUUUAUCACUGAGCCCAUUGUCUUUCGAGCAGUCCGAGUCCAAUUUGGUUACGUAAGCACACACGCGACAUACCUCACCUCGAACGACCAUACUUUUGCGAGUCCUCGGCGCACAUCUCCACAACCAUCACGAUGAGCUUCCCGACUUUCGAAGGUGGCGCGCAGGCCCCACAGCAGGGCGGUGAAGAGCAAGGUGGAUUCGGUGGAGCGCCCGGCGCAAACCAGCAGCCCUCGCCAAUGGGUCAGCAGCAGAUGGAUCCUUCGCAGCAGCAAGGCCAGUUCCAGGGUGGUCCGCAGGGUGCGCCACCUGGUCCGGGAGGUCCUCAGCCAGGCGGCGACCAGAAGACAACCCUCUGGAUGGGUGAGCUUGAGCCAUGGAUCGACGAGAACUUCGUGCGCAGCGUGUGGUUCGGCAUGGGAUACCAAGUCAACGUCAAGAUGAUCCGCGACAAAUUCUCUGGAAGCAAUGCCGGAUACUGCUUCGUUGAUUUUGAAAACCCCGACCAAGCUACUCGCGCCUUGCAACUCAAUGGCCAAGUCAUCCCCAACUCCAACCGCCAGUUCAAGCUCAACUGGGCUUCCGGUGGCGGUCUGGCCGAUCGCAGCCGUGACGACCGCGGUCCCGAAUUCUCCAUCUUUGUCGGCGAUCUCGGCCCUGAGGUCAACGAGUACGUCCUCAUGUCGCUCUUCCAGGGCAAAUACACUUCCUGCAAGUCGGCCAAGAUCAUGUCGGAUCCCAUCAGCGGUAUGUCUCGCGGAUACGGAUUUGUGCGUUUCGCCGAUGAGCAGGACCAGCAGAAGGCUCUCCACGAGAUGCAGGGUGUGUACUGCGGCAACCGUCCCAUGCGCAUCUCCACUGCCACUCCCAAGAACAAGUCCGGAGCCGGCGGUCCAGGCGGCAUGCCAGGCAUGGGCCCACCAGGUGGGCCCGGCGGCAACCCUAACAUGGGCAUGUACUCAAUGGGCGCACCUCCUAUGGGCUACUACGGCGCUCCUCAGCCGAUGAACCAAUUCACCGACCCGAACAAUACCACUGUCUUCGUCGGCGGGCUUUCGGGAUACGUCACUGAGGACGAGCUCCGUUCCUUCUUCCAGGGCUUCGGCGAGAUCACCUACGUCAAGAUCCCACCCGGCAAGGGCUGCGGCUUCGUCCAGUUCGUUCAGCGUCACGCCGCCGAAAUGGCCAUCAACCAGAUGCAGGGAUACCCGAUCGGCAACUCGCGCGUUCGUCUCAGCUGGGGUCGUUCGCAGAACAACUCUGGCCCUGCCGGCACUCCUUACCGUCCUGCUCCUCCUCCACCGGUCUACCCGUCCAUGGGCAUGCCACCUCAGCACCCUUACGGCAACUUCGCUCCGAUGAAGGUAGGUUAUUAUCCAAAGAUCUGGCUUCCGAUGAUGAAAGCUGACGAGUCACGCAGUAAACGACUUUUUCGUCCUUAUGCAUGA